This is a messenger RNA of Meloidogyne enterolobii, 1686 nucleotides long. NCBI's taxonomy places the organism in Eukaryota, Metazoa, Nematoda, Chromadorea, Rhabditida, Meloidogynidae. The record is from the annotation of a GenBank genome assembly.
AUGAUUAGCGAUGUUCUUAUGGUUGAUUUUCCUCUUUCUGAAUCACAAGCACAGAUUGAGUCGGAAUUUAAUCAAAAUGAGUCCGUCUUGCGAUCUUUCCUACUUCGAAUUCGUAGUCAAUUAGAACAACUUCACAGAUUUUUUAUCAAAACAUCAGAAAAUAUUGCCGAAACAAUAGAUUUAAUAUUCAAAGGAGAGCUUGGCAUUUCCACUGUUAUUAAACAAAUUUUUAAUCAAGCAGAUCGUUCAAAAGAUGGUCCGAUUGAAAGAGAUUAUUUUAAUAUGAGAAAAAUGAUUGUUGUUAGUACACUUGCAGGAACGUUACAUGGAUUGGACAGUGGAAAUGGACGUUUAAUUUGGACUUAUUAUUUGGGAAAUAAAUUUGCUGCCUAUAAAAAAUAUAAAGCUCCUUUAUUUCUAUUAAGAGGUACUUCAUUCUAUCAAUGGGCUAGUCAAGCUGCUGUUGUUUUUAAUUCCAAGGAUUCUGCUGAUUCUUUUAUUUUUAUAUUCAAUCCAAUUACUGGAAAAUUGGUUGAAAAAUUUAAAAUUUCUGGAGGAAUUUUUCGUGUUGAAUUAUGGCCUUCCGUUAAUGCUGAACAACUCCACUCUUUAUUAAUUUUGCGUAAUAAUAAUCCAAAUAAAGCAGAGCUUAUACCGUCUAUCAAAGACCAAAAUUUUGAAAAUUCAAAACCCGUUUUUCUUUGUAUGAUUGAUGAAAAUUCUGGAAUUUUGACAGGAAAUGAAGUAAAUUUAAACAAAAAUGGAUUGGUUAGUAAACGUUGGCAAUCUACUUUGCCUGGUUUUGGCGAUUCUGAAAGGGCUAAUGAUAUUAUCCAAAUCAUUAAAGGGAAGGAUAUCAACGAAAAAGUACAUAGUCAAGGUAGAGUUCUUGGUGAUCGUUCUGUUCUUUACAAAUAUUCGAAUCCAAAUUUAAUUGCAAUACUUUCUUCAAAUCCUGUCGAAUCUUUGCUUAGGAUUAAUUUAAUUGAUUCUGUUAGUGGUAUUUUGGUUUAUAGUGGAAAAUACGCGAGAGCAAAUCCUCCUUUUCAUAUGGUUCAUUGUGAGAAUUGGAUUGUGAUAAGUUAUUGGAAUGAUAAAGCAAGGAGAACAGAAAUUGGUGUUAUUGAGUUAUUUGAAGGACUUCAACAAGUAAAUUCAAGUGCCUUUAAUUCGUUAUCUGCUAGUGUAAAUUCACCCAUGGUGCUUGCACAAACUUAUAUUUUCCCUCAAGGAAUAAGUGCAAUUUCUACAACACAAACAAUGCAAGGAUUAACUUCCAGAAGUAUUUUGAUUGCUCUUCCAUCUGGAGGAAUUUUAGAAAUGUCUAGGAGAUUUUUAGAUGCUCGGAGACCCUUGGAAAUGUUGCCAGAACAUAGAGAGGAGAUGCUUAUUCCAUACAUUCCAGAAUUACCUUUUGCUACUGAAGAUUUUAUAAAUUAUAAUCAAACGGCCAUGAGAGUUCGAGAAAUUAGAUCAGCACCGUCAGGGCUUGAAUCAAGUUCACUUAUUUUUGUAUUUGGAUUAGAUCUCUUUUACACCCGUGUUAUGCCGAGUGGAACAUUUGACAUUCUGAAGGACGAUUUCGAUUAUGCUUUCAUUUUUCUUGUUAUGGUAUUUUUGACUGUUGCCAGUUAUAUUUGCAAGAGGAUAUCUCGACAUCAAAGUAUUCAAAAAGCCUGGGAAUGA